AUGAUUCAACUUGAAGAAAGGGACAUCCCUGUCAUUCCCGGAACAAAGCUCGACGAAUAUGAAACAAGAGAGCUCCAGCAAAUGGUGGCCGAACUUUUGGAGCGUAGGUACCCCUCGUUCCCAGGAUCGCAGCCGGUGUCGUUUGAGAGAAAGCAUUUGGAAGAAACUUUAAUGAACAAAGACUACUUCGUAUGUGAGAAGUCUGAUGGUCUUAGGUGUCUUCUUUUCAUACUCAAUGAUCCUGUACGAGGAGAAGGAGUGUUCUUGAUCACCAGAGAGAACGAUUUCUACCAUAUUCCAAACAUUCACUUUCCAUUGACCACCGACGAGACAGAGACGGAGAAAACAUACCACCACGGCACACUCUUGGAUGGCGAAUUGGUAUUGGAAACAAAGAACGUUUCCGAGCCCGUACUCAGGUACUGUAUCUUCGACGCUUUGGCCAUGAACAGCAAGAUUAUUGUGGACAGACCAUUGCCCAAGAGAUUGGGAUACAUCACCGAAAAUGUCAUGAAGCCCUUCGAUAAAUUCAAGCAAAAGAACCCACGUAUUGUGAAUGCGCCAGAAUUUCCAUUCAAGGUCAGUUUCAAGCUCAUGACCUCGGCAUAUCAUGCGGACGAUGUAUUGGCCAAAAAAGACCAGUUGUUUCAUGAGUCAGACGGUUUGAUUUUCACCUGCGCAGAAACUCCUUACGUUUUCGGUACAGAUCAAACCUUGUUGAAGUGGAAACCCGCCGAAGAAAAUACGGUGGACUACAAAUUGGAAUUAGUCUUCAACAAAGUGCAAGACCCAGAUUUGGACGAAAAGGAUCCAUCAUCCACAUACAUCGACUACGACUCAAAGCCUGACCUCAUAAAAUUGAAAGUCUGGCAGGGCGGGCAUGAGCACACAGAUUUUGCAAAGCUCGACUUAUUAGACGAAGAUUGGGAAAGGUUGAAGGCAUUGAACAUUCCAUUACAAGGACGAAUUGUGGAGUGUAGACAGAGUCAAACAAAGCCGGGGUACUGGGAGAUGAUGAGAUUCAGAAAUGACAAAAGUAAUGGUAACCAUGUUAGUGUGGUUGAAAGGAUUCUUCACAGUAUAAGAGACGGUGUUAAGGAGCAGGAAGUGAUAGAAUCGUGUCAAAAGAUAUCAAAGGCUUGGAAAAAGAGAGCCUACGAGAGAGAAAGAGGUAUCAAAACGAAGCCUAAUGACCACUCACACCAGGAGCAGGAAAGAGCGGGUCCCCCAGCCAAGAAGAUCAAGCCCAACGCUGAACCCCAGCCAAAAGAAGCUGUGUUGGAUGAUCUUCCUACUUAUGAAGACAGCGAUUUAGAAUAG
Suhomyces tanzawaensis NRRL Y-17324 is the source of this 1320-nucleotide messenger RNA. It is a transcript of the gene CGT1, whose product is annotated as mRNA guanylyltransferase. Bases 1 to 1320 code for a protein of 439 amino acids. Gene Ontology annotation, molecular function: mRNA guanylyltransferase activity; ATP binding. Gene Ontology annotation, cellular component: mRNA capping enzyme complex. The record is from RefSeq and is a predicted model, not a curated record. NCBI's taxonomy places the organism in Eukaryota, Fungi, Ascomycota, Pichiomycetes, Serinales, Debaryomycetaceae. Gene Ontology annotation, biological process: 7-methylguanosine mRNA capping. The transcript has a single exon.